Molecule: messenger RNA, 1527 nt
Organism: Bombyx mori (domestic silkworm)
Lineage: Eukaryota; Metazoa; Arthropoda; Insecta; Lepidoptera; Bombycidae
Exons: 3
Coding region: 72-1418 (448 amino acids)
Source: RefSeq, a predicted model, not a curated record
UUUCACUUUGCACUGAGUGGAUGCAGCGAGUGUUUUGUAAUUAGUUAGAAAACAGUUAGUGAAAGAAGAUAAUGAAGAUUAUAAUAUGUGCUUACCUGUUUCUGUAUCUAACACGAGGUACCAAAAACCAGUUAUUAAAUUGGAAAUCGACCACCAACUGCGAAGGAUCAAACAAAGCCGCUUUAGUAGAGCAGUUCUUUAACAUAAUUUUCACUGAAUUCCACAAUACUCAACCGAUCUGCGUGUGCGUGCAAAUGUGUGCUGACCAACCAACUUACUGCUAUCCGAAUGGCUGCUUCAAAAGAGACGUCAGUAACAGAGAUCGUAUUGUGUCAAAUAUUGGCAGUGAUGGUGAUAGAACACGUGCUAAUAUGUUUGUUGUUGAACAAAAGAGCAACGCAGUAACUGAGUUAUUUGUAAGAGAUCAUGUUCCUGAAAAUAUUAUUGCUAUCCCAGAAACGGAUUUCAUGAAAGAACUCCGCCCUGAUCCUUUCAAAGACAAGUAUAAGGCGUUAUUAAAAUCUAGAAAAACGCCCAGAGUCGAAUUGAGAUACAAUGUACGAGAUCAAGUGAAAAACAUGAAAUCAGACGCCUUGAGACACGAAAACAUUGACCUUCUAAAAACGCGAUGGCCACUGAAGAAAUAUAAUAAGGUCAAUGGACAAUUUGUAUUUCAGAAUAAUAACGAUAACGUACCAUUAAAAAGUAAUAAGUUUUUUAUGACUACAAAUCAAGAAAAUGAAGUAAAUCGUAAUGGUCAGUCUAAAUACUUCAAAAGAGAUUUAGGUAACAUUAGUAAAGUUGAUUUAAAGACCGUGUACAAUGUAGGAACGAUAGACGCAGCUAUACAAAAUACAACUUUAUCUAUAGAAACAUUAAUUGAAAAUUUGCUUGAAAAAUCAUUCGAUGGCAACAACACUGAUGUUGAAAUUAAUAUAGAAAUCAACAAUAGCAAUAUCUUAAACCCCAAUAAGCUGAAUCAUUCAUAUUAUCACAGUAUCAUUAACAAAACUACCGAAAUGAACAGAACCAAUAUUUAUAACCAGAACAGUGAUGACAAACCAAGUGUAAUGAACAAAGUUAAUAAUUAUAAUGAAUUGAUCAACAUUUUGUCGAAAAAAAUCGAAGAACAAAAUAACACGAGCAUGGAAAUGGCAAACGUAUUAUUUGGUGGUAUUAUAUCGCUUGAAGAUAAAAGUAAUAACUUAAAUCACACAGAAAACGUAAGCAACGAUAAAGCCCGACCAACUUGUCCAUUUUCUGAUACUACGGCACGAAAUGAUAACGUAGAUCUUCAGAGAAAUUAUACUGUAACAUCAAAUGAUAAUGAUACCGACUUUCCAACCACAGAGAGCGUAAAAGUUACAGAAAAUGAAUUUGAAGAAUACAAUAAUACUAAUACUUCAGAAAUCAGUUGAGUUUGACAUCGAAAUUGAGAUAAGUGAUACGGAAAUUUUCUUAUAAAAACUACUGUAAAACAGGAUACUUUUAAAAUCUAAUAUAAAAAUUAUACUAUAGUUAUAACAA